AUGCCUUCUGCAACUACGUCGAUCGACGUCCCCAUUGCAGUCGUCGGCCUGGCAUGCCGUUUUCCUGGCGAUGCUAGCUCCCCUUCGAAGUUUUGGGAUAUGCUCAAGAAUGGCAGAGAUGCAUACUCGCCUACCUCAAGCAGAUGGAACUCGGACGCUUUUUACCACCCAUUCAAUGGCAAACUGAAUUCACUCCCUACUAAAGGUGGACACUUCCUCAAAGAAGAUCCUUAUGUCUUCGACGCAUCCUUUUUCAAUAUCACAGCAGCGGAAGCCAUCGCUCUAGACCCUAAGCAGCGGAUGGCUUUGGAAGUGGCAUAUGAAGCAUUCGAGAACGCCAACAUGCCACUUCAACAGGUUUCGGGUACCCAGACAGCCUGUUAUAUGGGAUCUGGCGCAAGUGACUAUCGAGGAGCAGUCGAGCGAGACUUCUUAAACAACCCCAAAUACCAUCUUCUAGGAACUGGUGAUGAGAUGAUCUCGAACCGUAUCUCUCAUUUCUUCAAUAUCCACGGUCCUAGUGCUACAGUUCAAACAGCUUGCUCAUCGAGUCUCAUGGCCACUCAUUUGGCAUGUCAAAGCUUGAAAUCAGGGGAAUCGGAGAUGGCCGUCACCGGUGGCGUUAGCCUGAUGCUCACUCCCGACUUCACGACACAUCUCAACAACCUCACGUUCCUGAAUCCUCAGGGUCGAUCGAAAGCUUUUGACGAGAGUGCCGGCGGAUACGGUCGCGGUGAGGGCUGUGGAAUCAUCAUUUUGAAGCGCUUGGACAAGGCUAUCCAAGAUGGUGACAGCAUUCGGGCCGUGAUUCGUGCGACUGGUGCCAACUCAGAUGGCUUUACACAAGGAAUCACAAUGCCGUCCUUUGAAGCACAGGCAGCACUCAUCAAAUAUGUGUACGAGUCCAACGGACUGGACUACAAUUCGGCUCAAUAUGUUGAGGCACACGGCACUGGUACCAAGGUCGGCGAUCCGAUUGAGACAAGGGCGAUAUACAGCACCAUUGGAAAGGGUUCGUCAAAAUCACGGAAGCUUUACGUAGGAAGUGUCAAACCAAAUAUCGGCCAUCUCGAAUCAGCUGCUGGUGUAUCUGGAAUCAUCAAAGGCAUUCUCGCCAUGGAGCAUAACCUCAUCCCACCAAACGUCCAUUUCACCAAGGGUAACCCGAAUAUUCCUUUCGACGAGUGGAAUGUCGCAGUGCCCUUAAAGCCGACACCUUGGCCUGUUUCCCAGACCAAGCGCAUGAGUGUUAGCGGUUUCGGCAUGGGCGGCACGAAUGGCCAUGCAGUUAUUGAAUCAUUCAAUUCGAGUCGCCUGGCAGAUGUACCCGUAAAGCUUGGGGACUUUACCAAAUUUCAGAAGGCUCGCAACAAGAAACGACUCUUUGUCUUCAGCAGUCACGACCAGGCCGGCUUUAAGCGCAAUGCUGAUGCUUUGGCCCAUCAUAUAGAUGAUCUUGGUUCUGCAUCAUCAAGCUCCGAAUUCCUGGCGAAUUUGGCCCAUACACUUUCAGGAGCCAAGUCCAGUCUGUCAUGGCGGGCAACCUGUCUCACAGAGAACACCACCGAGCUUCGCGAUUACCUAUACACUAAACCAGGCGAUAAUGCUUCCCGAGAAGCCAGCAGUAGGCACACCGCCCCUCGGAUUGGAUUUGUUUUCACGGGCCAAGGUGCUCAGUGGGCUCGUAUGGGUGUGGAAAUGCUCGACCGCCAGGUGUUUAGGGAUUCAGUUGAACAAUCGGCAACUUACCUCCGAGAUAUGGGAUGUCUCUGGGACCCUAUUGCUGAGCUUGAAAAGGCCCAAGUCGACUCUCGCCUAAGCCACCCUGAGAUCAGCCAACCCAUAUGCUCUGUGCUACAGAUCGCCCUGGUCGAUGAACUACAGUCGUGGGGGGUUGUACCAUCCCGAGUAGUCGGCCAUUCCAGUGGUGAGAUCGCCGCAGCAUACAGCAUUGGAGCGCUGAGCCACCGAGAUGCGAUUGCCGCAGCUUAUUUCAGAGGAAUCGCUGCUACUAAGCUUCAAACAGACGCACCAGAUCUCAAGGGUGGGAUGAUGGCUGUUGGCUGUUCGCGAGACGAGGCAGAUGGUGUGAUCGAGCAAUCAAAGCUCAGUGGCACAGCUGUUGUGGCCUGUGUCAACUCGCCUUCUAGCGUCACACUAUCUGGGGACAUGGAUGCCCUUGAGCAGCUCCGAGCUAUAUUCGAUGAGCGCAAGGUUUUUGCUCGACGCUUGAAGGUUGAGAUGGCGUACCACAGCCGGCACAUGAAUCGCGUGUUUGGUAGCUACUCUGCAUCCAUCGCCGACCUUGAGCCCAUAACGCAGGACGACACCGACGAAGAAGGCGACGUAAAAAUCCAGGCAAUGAUAUCUAGCGUUACUGGCCAAGAAGUUGCUCCAGAACUUCUAGGACCAUACUAUUGGGUUCGCAACCUGGUUUCGCCUGUACUUUUUUCCGACGCGGUCAAAGAGCUCGUCAGCCCAGCUGAUCAAGAUGCAAACGACAAUAGUAUCAGCACUGUGGAUUUGCUAAUCGAAGUUGGUCCACACAGCGCUCUUAGCGGGCCUGUGGAGCAGAUAUUGGAUCACUACGGCAUCAAAAAUGUGGGAUACAAGUCAAUGCUCAUCCGAGGACGCAAUGCAUUGGACACUAGCCUUGAACUCGCAUCGGAGUUGUACCUCGAUGGUGUUCCUCUUGAUAUCUCCCAGGUCAAUGGAGAUCUGAAGGUCCGUCGACUAACAGACCUUCCUCCCUAUCAGUGGAACCAUUCAAAGAUCUUUCGCCAUGAGACCCGCAUUCAGAGGGAGCUAAUGACGCGCCAAUUUCCGCCCAGAAGUCUUAUCGGAGCUCAGGUACCGAUGAUGGAUGAGAGCCAGCAUGUCUGGCGCAACUUCCUGAGACUUUCUGACGAGCCUUGGCUUCGAGGUCAUAAGAUUGGCAGUACUGUAUUGUUGCCUGCAGCUGGGUUGGUCAGUAUGGCAAUUGAAGCCGCACGGCAAUUGGUGGAGCCAGGAAAGAAGGCUCGAUCUCUCCGUUUUCGCGAGGUGUGCUUCUCCGCUGCCAUGGCACUUUCUGAAGAUGUGGCUACCGAGGUAAUCUUGCACAUGCGGCCGCAUCUUCUUGCUACUUCAGGAUCCACUCCGUCUUCAUGGUGGGAGUUUACCAUCUCCUCAUGCGUUGGCACCAGCCAGUUGCGCGACAAUUGUCAGGGUCUGGUCACCAUAGACUAUGCGGAUACCACCAGUGAGCAGAUGGCGAAGGAGGACGCCAACUUCGAAGAGUCUAUAAUCUCAGAAUAUCACCGUGUUCACAAGGAGUGCCCAGACACCUAUUCCAAAGAAGAUUUCUAUGGACAAUUCGAAAAGAUUAGUUGGGAAUACGGCGAGGCUUUCCAAGGCGCUGAAAAUGUCCAUCUUGGUGACGGCGAAUCAACAUACGAUGUUAGGCUAGUCGACAUAGGCGAGACUUCUAGUAAAGGCCAGACUGAUCGUCCAUUCCUCAUCCACGCAGGCACGCUCGACUCUAUCCUGCAAGGCUGUCUCGGUAGUACGUACAAGAAUGGGAGGUUCGAGAAGGAUAAGCCCGCCUUGCCUACAUUCAUCGGCGAGAUGGAGAUCUCUCUGGACAUGCCUGGAGACAUCGGAUACGUUAUGCCGGGACUUUGUAAAUCGAAAAGGCAUGGCUUCAAAGAGCUAUCGUCGGACAUCAACACUUUCGACACUAGUCUUUCUAAAGUUGUUCUAUCUGUUGUUGACUUCCGAAUUUCGGAGCUCGAGAAUGACACGGAUGCCCAGGAUACCGAGCAGCUUGAAGUAGAUCCCGCGGAGAUUACAUCUGUCAUUCGUUGGAAAUCUUCUCUUGCGAUUGCAACUCAAGAAGAACUCCAAAAGUUGGUGUUGGCUUCUGCACCCGAAGCUAGGCUUGUUCUUUUGUACAUUCACAACAAUCCUUCAGCGACUGUGAUCGAGCUUACUCCAAACAUUGAGCCACCGAACCAUACAGUUAUGUCAGAGCUGCCUAGCGGAACUAUCCAGUCCAGCCAUGUCCAUUACGCUGCUAUAUGCGCUGAGACUUCACUCGAGGGUAACAGCGCCAAUGCACACUUGAGUGGAAUUCCGUUCUAUCUAGGUGAAUUGGAUGAUCCCAUGCCUGGAGGUGUCACUCCAGCGGAUCUCCUGAUCGUUCCCCAGGCGUUCAGCGAUUGCGAAAACAUGGAAAAACUGUUGGAUCGUUUGGUGACCCUUGGAAAACCGGAUGCGGCCUUGUUACUUGAGCCAAAGAAGGAUUUUGAUCAGCUUACAUCAAUUCUGAAGGCCAAAGAGUUUCAGUGUGUCUUGAAUGUUGAAAAUUCGGUCGCGCUAUUCAAAAGGCAGGUUUCGCAGCCUACCAAUGGCUCGACCAACUGCACUUCAGCCAAAUGCGACUUUACUAUAGUUGAAUCAUUGGCACCUACCCAAGACUCUAAGGCCUUCUCUCAUGCUUUGAGAGCUACCCUUGAAGACCAAGGCUAUACCGCAUCCGUUGCCACUUGGACUGAAAUGAGUGCUUGCACUGAGACAGAGCUCGAAGGCAAAACUCAUAUUUCACUACUGGAACUCGAUAUGCCGAUGCUAUCUUCACUUUCAGAGCCCGACUUCCAUAACUUUCGCAAGUUGGUGCUGAGCAGCAAGCGCCUGUUGUGGGUCAAUGCCGGCGAUGAUCCAUCCAUGGGCGUCAUCGACGGUAUCCGAAGAACUAUGUGGAGUGAGGUAGCGGGCAUCGAUUUCCAAGUCUUGCACCUCAGUGGUUUGAAAGCGGCUUUACAUUUCGGUCCAUCACUCGUUAGUCGUAUUCUCACAACCGAAGCUCAAGACGAUGAGUAUCGGGAACGCAAUGGUAUGCUCGAGGUUGCCCGUAUCUACAACAGUCCCAAAGGCAAUGCGGACGUCCGCCAUUGUCUCGAAGAUUCCGUCCGUGUGCAACGGUUAGCAGACCAGGUCAAACCGUUGACACUGACGAUAGGCAAGCCGGGUCUUUUGGACACACUGACAUUCAUCGAGGACGACCGCACGAAGACUGCACUCGGAGAGAUGGAAAUUGAAGUGGAUAUCAAAGCGACGGGCAUCAACUUCAAAGAUAUCAUGGCAGCCAUGGGACUAGUCGGCGUGUCUGUGAUCGGCCAUGAAGCUAGCGGUAUCGUCACUGCAACCGGUAGCGCUGCAGCCUCACGCUUCAAGCCUGGCGAUCGAGUGACGCUUCUCUGGGAGGGCAUGCAUACGACUAAGAUCCAGAUCGACCAUCGCCUCGCCGUACACAUUCCCGAUUCCAUGUCUUUCGAAGAAGCCGCUGCAUUGCCCAUGGUGCACGUCACUGCUUACCACGCCCUCAUCAACAUUGCCAAACUGCGCCGUGGCCAAUCCAUCCUCAUCCACGCGGCUGCUGGUGGUGUUGGCCAAGCUGCACUGCAACUGGCUGCCUACUUGGGACUGACGGUUUACGUGACCGUUGGAAGUGACGACAAGCGCCGCCUACUGAUGGACAAGUACAACAUACCCGACGCCCACAUCUUCUAUUCCCGCGAUGCCAGCUUCUUGAAGGCUAUCAAGCGUGUGACCGGCGGCCGCGGCGUCGAUUGCGUGCUCAAUUCUCUUUCUGGGGAACUGCUUCGUGUUUCCUGGGCAUGCCUUGCGCCCUUUGGCACGUUUGUUGAGAUUGGGCUGCGCGAUAUCACAAACAACAUGCGUCUUGACAUGCGCCCAUUUAGCCAGAGCACGACCUUUGCCUUUAUCAACAUUGCCAAUUUCUUCUGCGCUGAGGGCCUCGACACGCUGGGCAACAUUAUUUCAGACACCUUUGCUCUCGUCCAUCGAGGUGUUCUGCGCUCAGCCUACCCCUUGACUGUAUACCCUGUUUCGGAGUUGGGGACUGCUUUCCGCACUAUGCAACAGGGUAAGCAUCGUGGUAAGCUUGUGCUCUCGUUCGAAGAGAACGCUCAGGCGCCAGUGCUCUGCAAGUCCAAAGACGCACUUCGACUCAACCCCGAUGCCACGUAUCUUUUCGUUGGCGGUCUGGGCGGCCUUGGUCGUAGUCUGGCGCGGGAGUUCAUAGCCUGUGGAGCACGUCAUAUUGCAUUCGUAUCCCGGUCUGGUAAUGCCGGCGAGAAGGCCAAAGCUACAAUAGACGAUCUCACUGCGCUCGGUGCCGUAGUCAAGGCUUAUCAAGCAGAUAUCACGGACGAGGAUGCUUUCCUCUCUACCAUGCAGCAGUGUGCUGCCGAUCUUCCACCCAUCGCGGGUGUGCUCCAAAUGGCCAUGCUGUUGCGCGAUUCGCUUUUCGAGAAGAUGUCUUACGAAGACUGGACCGGACCCACGCGGCCCAAGAUUCAAGGGACGCUCAAUCUACACCAUUACUUCUCUGACACCCGCCCACUCGACUUUUUCCUCAUUUGCUCUUCUAUCUCCGGCAUUUUCGGCAAUACAGGACAGACCGCGUACGCCGCUGGGAAUACCUUCCAAGAUGCAUUCGCACAACACCGCCGCAACCAAGGUCUUAAGGCCGUUGCGAUUAAUCUAGGCAUCAUGCGCGAUGUCGGCGUCCUGGCCGAGCAGGGUAGCACGGGCAAACUCGCUCUUUGGGAAGCUGCUCUCGGCAUUCGAGAAAAGCCAUUCCAUGCCCUGAUGAAGAGCAUCAUCAACCGUGAGUGCAAGGGAGAGGCAAGUCCUACUCAGAUAUGUACCGGACUCGGGACCGCAGAUGUGAUGAAGAAUUUCGGGUUGGAACUUCCAGAGCAUUUCUCCGACCCGCGAUUCGGCCCGCUCAACGUCUUGAGUAUAGACGCAACUUCUUCCACCAACACAGAUGGUUCCUCUGUUGCAUCAUCGCCUUCUGCACGUCUCACUACUGCAUCCACUUUCCACGAGGCUGUGUCUAUCAUCACGGACGCGCUAGUCCACAAGACGGCGGAAAUCUUGCUCAUGCCUGUUUCCGAAGUGGACCCCAGUCGGCCCAUGUACCGUUAUGGAGUCGAUUCAUUGGUGGCUCUGGAGGUGCGCAAUUGGAUCACGAGGGAGCUGCAGGCAAAUAUGGCGCUGCUGGAGAUUUUGGCCGCAGUGCCUAUGGGUGAAUUUGCAGAGAAGAUCGCGGGGAAGAGUAAGUUGGUGAUGAUGGGAGACGCGGGGAAAUGA
Pyrenophora tritici-repentis Pt-1C-BFP is the source of this 7161-nucleotide messenger RNA. The record is from RefSeq and is a predicted model, not a curated record. NCBI's taxonomy places the organism in Eukaryota, Fungi, Ascomycota, Dothideomycetes, Pleosporales, Pleosporaceae.